Molecule: messenger RNA, 1238 nt
Organism: Drosophila kikkawai
Lineage: Eukaryota; Metazoa; Arthropoda; Insecta; Diptera; Drosophilidae
Gene: Gclm
Product: Glutamate-cysteine ligase modifier subunit
Biological process (GO): glutathione biosynthetic process
Cellular component (GO): glutamate-cysteine ligase complex
Molecular function (GO): enzyme regulator activity; glutamate-cysteine ligase catalytic subunit binding
Source: RefSeq, a predicted model, not a curated record
UACGACAACACUGGUUCUCGGGAACAAUAUAUAACAAUUCACCCACCUGAGAGGCCUCACUUAUCUCCCGCACGCACACAACCCACAUCGCCAGCAGCGCCAACCAUAAGCGACCCAGCCAGAGGAGGCAGACGAAGACCGUAGCAGAUACCAAAAAAGGAAUACACAGUGUCAGCAUGAUUGCGACUAUAACGAAAAAGUACCAGAAUGUGGUGAUUAGCACGGGCAACAUCAUCAACACGGAGCUUGGCCAGCGCAAGUCCAACGAGGAGCUGUACGACGGCCUGCAAAUAACGCUCCACAGCGACCCGAGUGAGGAGCGCGUGGUGGCGGAGGUACAGAUCGACGAACAGCACGGCCGGGUGCAGCGGGCUACUCAGGAGCUGAACAGUCGCCUGACGGAGAACGGACGCAAUGAGAUUAGCAUCGGCGCCAAGAUAUUCCUCAACCGCAACUCCACGGAUUGCGUCAAGCAGGCGGUUGAGGCGCUGCUAAACAUACUCAACGUAACGCAUGUGGACAACGUGGUGCUAGCCUACCACCCAAACGCCAGUGCGGUUGCUAGCGCAACGUCAGCGGCCACAACAGGACCAGCCAAAUCGCCCUGUUCCGAGGGGGGCUCUGCACCGGCCAGCGCCAGCAACUGGAGCCUACGCAACGGAACCGAGGGACUGUCGGAGCUGAAGGAGCUGUACCAGACCCUGGAGCAGUACGCACUCAAUAAGCAGAUCACGCAGCUGGGCAUCGCAGAUCUGGAUGCAGCGGCGCUGGAGAAGCUUCACACAACCGCCCAAGUGGCCCCAACGAUUGCCCAGGUGAAUCUGUCCACCUGCUGCGUGGUGCCGCCGGAGCUGCAGGAGUUUUGCGCCGCCCACGACAUCCAGCUGAAUACGCACAGCGACCCGGAGCUGCUGCUGCCCGAGGAACAGUUCGCCGGACUGGCGCCCGGCUACACAAUCGACUGGUCACUUCGCUACCAGGUGCACGUCCGCUGCCGCGGCGUGCUCACUGCCAAAGGCUACAUUGUGGGCGCCUCGCGGGCCAGUGCUUAGGAUUAAUCCCGAUCAGAUGCUAGAUUAUAGUUUUUAUGUUUGUAUGUAUGCUCGUAUGCUGUGUGUAGUGGUGUACUUAUUGUUUGUUAUACAAAACCCCGAUGAGGAUUCGAAGCCGAUCGAUUGAUUUUACUGUAAACGAUUUUCAAUACCUAUUCUGAACAUAAAACGUUUCAAAAACGGCAA